AAUUGAAUUGUGUAAUCGUGCGGCUAGCAAGCCCCCCAGUUUCCACCAUAUAGAAAUCCUCCUCAAGUCUUCCCAUUCCGACCCGGCCUUUUCUGUCUGAGUCUCUGGUGUUGGAUUUCGCAUUUUGACUUCCCUGCUCGAAACCCUUUCGAACUUCAUCAUUAAUUCAUAGAUGGAUUGGCAAGGGCAAAAGCUAGCGGAGCAGUUGAUGCAGACUUUGCUGCUGGCAUUCGCGGUGGUGGCUUUUGUGGCUGGCUAUUCGCUUGGUUCGUUUCAGAUGAUGCUGCUUAUAUACGCCGGUGGUGUUGCUCUCACUACGUUGAUCACUGUGCCCAAUUGGCCUUUCUUCAAUCGCCACCCCCUCAAGUGGUUGGAUUCCAGUGAAGUGGAUCGUCAUCCCAAGCCCCAGCCAGUGAAAUCGAAGAAGAAGCCUACAAAGCAGAAGUAGGUCAGGUGAUUGAUCUUGGCAUUUGGUCUAGGGUUUCUAAUGGUUUUGGUUGUUUAAUGGAUUUUAAAUGUACUCUCUGAAUUUCGGACCCUUUGGACCAUACAGGAAAAAAAAUUUCCAUUAUUUAACUUGA
Molecule: messenger RNA, 581 nt
Organism: Vitis vinifera (wine grape)
Lineage: Eukaryota; Viridiplantae; Streptophyta; Magnoliopsida; Vitales; Vitaceae
Product: signal peptidase complex subunit 1
Exons: 2
Coding region: 173-448 (91 amino acids)
Biological process (GO): protein targeting to ER
Cellular component (GO): endoplasmic reticulum membrane; signal peptidase complex
Source: RefSeq, a predicted model, not a curated record